Melitaea cinxia (Glanville fritillary) is the source of this 1449-nucleotide messenger RNA. RefSeq lists its product as uncharacterized. The coding region runs from base 1 to 1449 and encodes 482 amino acids. NCBI's taxonomy places the organism in Eukaryota, Metazoa, Arthropoda, Insecta, Lepidoptera, Nymphalidae. The transcript is spliced from 6 exons. The record is from RefSeq and is a predicted model, not a curated record.
AUGAGGACGGGUUAUUUCUGGAUCUGCAUGGUCUGCAUGGCCACCUCGAUGGCAGCGCCCGCACCACCGCUAAAGCUGGACAUCAUCGACAUGGCAGCUAUCAGCAGAAUGACGCCACAGCAGUUAGAAUUGCUCGCUGAAGGUUUAGCAGCAGAGGAAAUCAUGAGGACAAAACGAUCUUCAGCACAGUCCCUAACAUCGGCAGUGAUUUCGAAAGCCUCAUCUGGUCUACAGAGUAAGGUUGGCCUCCUUGGUCAGGCGUCAGCUGGUGCGUCAACAUUCAUAACGUCUGCUUCGGGUAAAUCUGGACAUGAGCAGGGAUACUCGUAUGAACCGCACGGUGAAAAAGUUGACUACUGGGGCUUAAAGAAAUCUAUCCUCCACACUCUGUUCCAAGCCGUUAAGGCUAUUACUGGUGGUGUUACCAUUCUGAAGGGUCAGCUCAUCAAGGGCGGUGGUGCAUUAGCUGCCACCAUUGGUAAAGCGAUAUCAUCUAAGGGCGAUGUGGUCAGCAACUUGGGAAAGAAGAUCGUUAGUUCCGCUGUUAGUGAGAAGAAACCAAUAUCAACAGUAGUAUACGGCCCACCUCCCACGACUCACAUAGAGUACGGACCCCCAAGCGCGUAUGGAGCCACUGCACCCGCGCACUACUCGCACACAGGACCCGCCGGCCCUACAGGGUUCGCGCCUCAAAAGUACCCAUCGCAUUUAGACGGACGAAGUAAACUGAGCGGGGUCCACGCUGGUCUGGUUAUCCUGACACCGGUGGGAGAUGCAAUACCGAGCGAGAGUCAGGCGUCGGGAAGUACCCCAUUAGAACCUCCACCGUCUAUCCUGAAUUCAGUAUAUUCCGCUAUCAAGAACGUUUUUUCGACUCCUCCCCCUAUCCACGAUGACGCGUUCGUUGAUCAUAUACCUCCACCACCGCAGUCCGUCCCCCCAUUCAGACCAAUGACAUGGGGUGCUGUGAAUUCCUACGGCGAACCAGCCAUGGUUGACACUUACACCGACUACGGUCCAAGAUACCCUCCAUACAAUUACGCUUCAUCAAAGCUAUCCGUUGCCCAACCUAUUCACAAGUACACAAAAGGUCUUACGCCAUCAAAACUCAAAAAGAUUAAUUCGAAUUUGGAGAAACUGAACAAAUAUAUAGCUGAGAAUCAAAGGUCGUCGGAAGAAAUGCCCAGAUUGAAUAAAGAUUUUGCCGAUAUGGUACGGAAAGGUCUGGUGCCACUUCUACCGACACCCGUUGUCACUGACAACGAGAUCGGUGUACUUCCAGCUGACUUCCUUCCUGAUCCUAUGAUCACCACGACUUCCACCACGACCACGACCACAACAACCACAACCACGACCGAAUCUCCGAAGAAUUCUACUGAAACUGAGAAUACCAGAAGGAAAAAAGACACCAAAUUUAUUCUUCGAGGAAACAGGAUCGUCCAAGUUUGA